Molecule: messenger RNA, 6010 nt
Organism: Acipenser ruthenus (sterlet)
Lineage: Eukaryota; Metazoa; Chordata; Actinopteri; Acipenseriformes; Acipenseridae
Product: Fanconi anemia group J protein homolog
Exons: 25
Coding region: 1450-5355 (1301 amino acids)
Biological process (GO): double-strand break repair involved in meiotic recombination; nucleotide-excision repair
Cellular component (GO): nucleus
Molecular function (GO): hydrolase activity, acting on acid anhydrides, in phosphorus-containing anhydrides; ATP binding; DNA binding
Source: RefSeq, a predicted model, not a curated record
GUCUAAAAACAAAACACAAUGCUGACAGGCUUCCUGUGUCAUCGCAGCACCAUCCCCGGAAGUGACUGAGCCUACGCACUGACUGUCAGACAGCCGCUGCCCCUCUAAAAUCUCACGGUGUGGUACAGUCCGAACCAACAACAGCCUCAACAGCAGACCGGUCUACACAGCAGCAAGAGGGGGAAGAUGCUGCAUUGCUGUGGAGAGAGAGACUGUACACUCUGGUCAUCAGACCCCUCAUCGUAGUCGGCUUACUCGGGUGUGGACUGCCUUUCAUAGUGUUUGUCAUUUUUGAAGUCCCUUGUCCUUGCCAGUGCUGCAGGAAGCUCCCAGAGGAGGAGAAACAGCCUCAGGAACCAGCAAAGGUGUCGCUUUGGAAUUGCCUGUCAGGAAAGCUGAAAGUCACUAGAGAAGAAAACGCAUCCCGGGCCACAGCCAGAGUCCAGGAGAUUGUGAUUAUCCACGAGACUUUCCUCUAGAGGAUGAGCAGACAGGCACGUGGAAGCUGUUCCUUUUGGAGUCAUAGAGAAAGACUACAUUUCUCUUUUCUGAGAGAUUUGCUUUGAACGUUUGAGACUGAAAUUCAAAGAGAACAACGAAGUCAUGUUUGAGAAACAAUACAAUUCAUUUCCCUCUGUACUGUCUGGUAAAUGGCUAACGUGAGCACUUUCAAGUGAAGUAACUUGCUGCCCAGAUACAAAUACUCAUCUUAACUCACCUCAACUCUGCCUCAAUCAUAGCAGUGCAAUGGGGCCAACUUGGAAAAGCAAACGCUUCAUAUUCAUGAGAAACACUCAGGCCCUUCCUCCAAUGAGAACUGGCCGUAAAAUGGAUGGACAUGAAACGAUUCCAUUUGAUUUCACCUAAACUUUGAACCCAUUAUGAAAAUGAUGUGGCGACGGGAAAUCUGAAUAAACAUGAAUUGGUUUCCUUCCUUUAAAUCUAAAAACCUCAUCAAAAGAACUGGCUCAGCUGACUCUUAUCACCUUAUCUAUGUAAUUGUCACAUGUAGAUUUUUAUAUACCUUUAUUGUACCAGCAAGGUGGUUUUUGUUUCCACAAUGGUAAUGGAAACAAACCCAUAAAAUAAUUUGCCUGGUAAAGAAUUGGAAUUGCUGUGUUGUGAAGGGUAAUAAAAAUACCUGUGUUUGCCAUUGAGUUUCACAAGAAGCGUCUUCCGCCAGCCUGAAACGCGCUGCUCCGUCUGUUUUAACCAGACUCUUAUCCCCAACGUUGUUUCCAGCAAAACAUUUUUGGAUGUUUUUCUGACAGGAUUUCAAUCAAUGGACAGGUGGGAUUGAAAGGUAGUAAAGGCGGAGGAAAACAAAACAGACGCGUGCUUCUGGAGAUACGGAGAAAGAAGAGAAGAUACUUUUAAUAAUACAGCUACUACAUCAGGACAAAGAGAAGCAAACUGAAGGCAUGCGUGCUGUCUGAGCCGGUAUCUGCAAUGUCUUCCUCCCUCUCGCAGUACACGAUCGGCGGGGUGAAGAUUCUCUUCCCCUGCAAGGCUUACCCCUCUCAGCUGGCGAUGAUGAACUCGAUUGUCAAAGGACUGAAGUGCCAUCAGCACUGUUUGUUGGAGAGCCCCACUGGCAGUGGAAAGAGCCUGGCUCUGCUAUGUUCAGCCCUGGCAUGGCAGCAAGCUCAAUACGACAAGCCGUCGGGAGAGGACUCCAGUGCUCGUGAAUGUAAGCGGGAGGAAGAGGAGAGUUCCUCGCCGUGCCGGUGUUCGUGUCACACAGCGAGACCGCCUGACUCUAACCCUGCAGGAGACGGGCGCGCCGCUGCCUUCGGGACGGACUGCAGAACAUCGCCCGCUGCAAACGGGACCCCCGCGCUAGGAAAGAAAGGUGUCUCCCCAGAGGAGUGCAAACUGAAGACCACGCUGGCUGCCAGGCUGUCUGCGAGGAUGCAGGCGUCCUUCCAUGAGGACGACGACAAUGACUUUCAGCAAGACAGGAAACGGAUCCGCACCCCAGCAAGUGACCACAAGGCGAGGAAGAGGCGCUGCCUGGAUAAGGGGGUGCAGUUCAUUGAUGAUGAGGAGGAGCUCGGGGGUCCUGCUCCGCAGCAGUGGACAGUGGAGCUGAGCACACAGGCAGAGCCAGCCAGUCCCCUGCCAGCAGCACACACAGCAUCCCCUGGCCCGUGCUCUGUGUGCCCCUGUGCCUCCACCAAGCUGAAGCAGAAGGACUCAGACUGCUGUGCCAAAGACAAGGAGAACAGCGGGGGUGGGAAGCAGCAGGUCCCGAAAAUCUUCUUUGGGACCCGCACUCACAAGCAGAUCUCCCAGAUCACACGGGAGCUGCGCAGGACGGCAUACUCCAGCGUCCGGAUGACCAUCCUCUCCAGCCGGGACCACACCUGCGUCCACCCUGAGGUGUCGGCAGGGGGGAACCGCAACGAGAAGUGCAGGGAGCUGCUGGAGGCCAAACAUGGGAAGUCAUGCCGUCCCUACCACAGCGUCCACAAGAUGCGAGAGCAGAACACCCUGCAGUGGGUCCACGGGCUGCACCAGGCCUGGGACAUCGAGGAGCUGGUGGGUCUGGGCAGGAAGCUGCGCUCCUGUGCGUACUACGCGGCUCGAGAGCUCAUGCAGGAGGCGGACAUCGUCUUCUGUCCCUACAACUACCUGCUGGACCCACAGAUCCGGGAGAGUAUGGACAUCAGUUUGAAAGGCCAGAUUGUGGUGCUGGAUGAAGCUCACAACAUCGAGGACUGUGCCCGAGAGGCUGCCAGUUACACUGUGACCCAGGCCCAGCUGCUGUUCGCCCGCGAGGAGCUGGACAGCAUGGUGACCCACAACGUGCGCUGCAGCGAUCACGGGCCGCUGAGAGCCCUCUGCUACAGCCUCACCAACUGGGUUGAAGAGAGCUCUGCCGCUCUUGUGGAGAGGGAGUAUGAAUCCUCCUGCAAGGUCUGGGAUGGCAAAGAGAUCCUCAAGGUUUUCCAUGGCUUGGGGAUAACAGAGGCCACCUUUCCCAUCUUGCAGAAACACCUGGCUGCUGUGCUUGAGAAGGAAGAGAAGCUCAGCCUGGUGAAUGGGAAGGAGGAAUCUGUGCCGGUCCCCACUGUCAGCUCACAGUCUCAGAUGGUGCUCAAAGGUCUCUUUGUGGUGCUCGAGUUCCUCUUCCGAUACAACUGCAGGUUUGCAGAGGAUUACAGAGUGGCACUCCAGCAGACUUACACCUGGAAUAACCAACCAGACCUUCCUGAUGCAAACGGCUUCUUCGCCCGCCCCAGGAGAAUACAAAGUGCGCGUAAGAAGACUCUGGUGUACACGCUGAACUUCUGGUGUUUGAACCCUGCAGUGGCCUUUUCUGACCUGAGCGGCACUGUCCGCACAAUCGUGCUGACGUCCGGCACUCUGUCCCCGAUGGGAUCCUUCUCGUCUGAACUCGGGGUGAAGUUCUCAAUCCAGCUGGAAGCCAGUCACGUCAUUAACAAGUCGCAGGUGUGGGUUGGCACGAUCGGGGCGGGGCCCAGGGGGCGGAAGCUGUGCGCUACGUUCCAGCACACCGAGACCUUCGACUUCCAGGAUGAAGUGGGUGGAUUGCUGCUCAACGUCUGCCAGGCUGUUCCCCACGGAGUCCUGUGCUUUCUGCCUUCAUACAAGAUGUUGGACAAGUUGCGAGACCGCUGGGUGCACACGGGUUUAUGGGACAAGCUGGAAGAGAUAAAGACGGUCGUUACUGAGCCCAAAGGAGGGGACAAGAACGACUUUGACGAGCUGCUGCAGACCUACUACGAUGCAAUCAAACAGAAAGGAGAAAAAGAGGGAGCACUGCUGAUUGCAGUGUGCAGGGGUAAAGUAAGCGAGGGGCUGGAUUUCACAGACGAUAACGCCCGCGCCGUGGUGACCAUAGGAAUACCCUUCCCCAACAUCAAAAACCUUCAGGUGGAACUGAAGAGGAAGUACAAUGACCAGCAUUGCAGGACGCGCGGGCUCCUGCCAGGCAGCCAGUGGUACGAGAUCCAGGCUUUCCGAGCUCUCAAUCAGGCGCUGGGCAGGUGUAUCCGACACAAGAACGACUGGGGAGCCCUGAUUUUGGUUGACGACCGUUUCAGAUGCAACCCUAACAAGUACAUAACAGGUCUGUCCAAAUGGGUUCGUCAGCAAGUCCAGCACCACCCGAGCUUCAGCAGUGCUCUGCAGUCUCUGGUCUCCUUCUCCAAGGGACACAGCGAGGCCCCUGCAUGCUCUGUGCAGGGUGGAAGUCCGGAGAUGCAGAGGCAGCUCUCUUUAAAGAAUCUGUCCCCCGUGGACAACUCCGACGCAUGCGAGACAACUGGCCAGCGAUCCCCUGAGGCCACCACACAGGCUGCACCUGACCUCUACGAGAGAGAAGCACAGCCGAGGGACAUCGACGGCAAGCCUGCAGCCCCUGCAAGAAAGGACUUCAAACCUUAUCAAACAGGUAGCCGGAUGUGUAAACAGCAGCAGCAGGUUCAGUCUCCACCCUCCACCGUCCCGUCCAGCAGCUCCAGCUCCAGGAGAAGAGUUUCAGCAGGCUGUUCAGCACAGGGGAAAGCCAGGCUGGGCAGCAGCAGCAGCAGCAGCAGAAUCACUCAGGAGACCAUCCAGCAGUUUUUCAACCUGCCACUGACGUCCACGCCCCUGCCGACCUCGUUCAGGAAGCCCCUUUUCCAUUCCAGCGCUUCAAACAAAGACUCCCGGGGAGGCUGUCAACGCGGGUCUGCUACAGAAGCCAAAGCAACGUCCCUGACCAGUAAAGAAAGGACCAGGUUUCCUGAUGAGGAGGAAAGCCAGGUGAAGUGUGCAGGUGAGGGUCAGGCUACAGAAGCAUCCGGUGUCCUGGAGCUCUCACCAGUCAAAGUGCCGGGCGGCUGUACCCCCCUGGAAGUGCCGGAGGAGGAGGAGGGUGAGGAUCAGAGCAUCUUCUUCACCCCUGAGUUGUUUCAGGAAGAAGGUGAUGAAGAGACUGAGGAGGACAGCUCUAAAACCAUAGAGAACACACACACGAGUGGAGAGACUCUGCACCUUCCAAACUCAAACGCAGCAGCCCGGGGUUUAUCUGAAGACCUUUUCCUGUCUAAUAAGGACCCUGCAUUGCUGAGCGCGCUCAGUGAGGAGGGGCACUGUGGUGCUGGCAGCAGGAAUGCAGUCGGCACAGACUUUAAAACUGUAGGGCGAGAAGACUGGAAUAGGAGAAGCUGCCAGGGGAAUGUGGAUCUAGAAGAGUGUAGUGUGACUGACAGGCAGACAAAGAGCAGGACUCGUAGGCUGUCCAGGGUUAGAAAUAAAGGAGCUUCAUUAGCAGGUAAUAGUGAAACCAUCUCCUUACUCUCCCAGCACGCAGGUGAUGAGGCCGAAGUAAUAGAAAUAUUCUAAUUAUAAUGAGUGGCUUUUCUGUGUUCUAGAAUACAAAUCCAGAGUUCAAGCCUUUGCAGAUAUCAAUAUAUAUAUUUUUUUUCUUUAGUUCAUUUUGACACAGGUCAGGUACAGUAUUGUGUGGCUUGGCGUGGAAUCAGACACUUUGUCUCUCUUGGUUUGUUUUAUGGCCAGUACGUAAUGAAACUUGUAGAGUACUAUUUAUUUCCCGUCAUUAAAGAAGAUCAUGUAUUUGUGUUUUUCCUCAAAUGCAAACAUGCACAGUUUUAAUGAGCUCUGUAGACUCACUACUGCACACAUAACUAGGCAUGACUGGGCUUCAUUCAAAGACAAUACAUGGAAACAAAGUGAUGUUUCCAAAUAGCUUCAUUUUAGACCUUAAUCUUAAAUACUGUCAUUUUAUACUAUUAGUUUUUUUUUCCCUGUGGUGCACUGAUUCUGAAUUCAAAACACACUACACAUAGAUAUAAUUCCAUAGAUUUUUAUCAUAAUUGAAACUGUUUUGUAAGAUUUCUGUAUGUGAUCUAUCUGGAUCAGGUAAACUGCAAGUUGGAGAAAAAUGUGAACACAGUUGAAUGAUAAACAUGAUAAUGUGUUUUCAAUAGAUAAACACAUAUAAUAAAAAUUUAAAAAAAACAAGGUAUUUGAAUGCAGA